AUGGAAUCAUCGUUGGAUGGAGCUGAGACAGAUAUAGAUAGUGAUGCGAGUGAUUAUGAUGCCGAGGAGAAUAUGAAUCACCUUGGCGGCAAUAUGUUACGUGAAAUUUGUGAAAUGAAUGUUACAAAUAAUAAUUCCAGAGAUGACGCGACUCCUCCAGAAAGAUAUGGCAACAUAUCAGAAGAUAGUGACCCAGAAAUGAAUGUUCCACUUGCAACGUUCGUGAAGUGCAAACGGACCUCAAUAAUCUGA
Phaedon cochleariae (mustard beetle) is the source of this 252-nucleotide messenger RNA. The record is from the annotation of a GenBank genome assembly. Lineage: Eukaryota; Metazoa; Arthropoda; Insecta; Coleoptera; Chrysomelidae.